AUGCGUCUGUUGCAGAACGGUCGCCACAGCGAGUGCAGUUACCAUCUGCACAUUCUAGAACACUUGCUGCUGAACUCAGUGGAGGGCCCGCCGUGGGUGGAGCGGUCGGGUCAUUUGAAGACGGCUGGAAGUUGGAGCUGCUGGCUGUGCCCGCUCGUGUCUGGCUUCCAGACGCGGUUAAGUAGCCUGUCUUUGGGAGAUCCGGCACCUGAACGCAGGUCCCCUUCCCACCUCCGCCAGCCCUCUGACACCUCUGAGGCAGCAGGUCUUGUUCAGCGCUGUGUCAUCAUCCAGAAGGACCAGCAUGGCUUCGGCUUCACGGUCAGUGGGGACCGUAUCGUUCUGGUGCAGUCUGUGCGGCCUGGAGGGGCAGCUAUGAGAGCUGGCGUCAGAGAGGGCGACCGGAUCAUCAAAGUGAACGGCACCAUGGUGACGAACAGCUCACACCUGGAGGUGGUGAAGCUUAUCAAAUCCGGCGCCUAUGUCGCACUGACCCUUCUGGGCUCUUCCCCCUCAUCCGUCGGUGUCUCUGGGCUGCAGCAGGACCCUGCCCCAGCUGGAGCCCCCCGAGUCGCCCCUGUGGUCCCCCCGCCUCCUCCACCACCACCUCUGCCCCCUCCACAGCGCAUCACAGGGCCCAAACCACUGCAGGAUCCCGAGUUCCAAAAACAUGCCACCCAGAUCCUUCGCAAUAUGCUGAGGCAGGAGGAGAAGGAGUUACAGCGGAUCUGUGAGGUGUACAGCCGGAACCCCACCAGCCCGCUGGAAGAGCGGAUUGAAGGUGCCCGGAGGCGCGUCACUCAGCUACAGCUGAAGAUCCAGCAGGAGACGGGGGGCUUCGAGGACGUACCCCCCCUACAUGGCGACGCCAGCCAGAGAGCAUCAGAAGGCCAACUGUCUCUGGAUUCCCAGGAAGGGGACAGCGGCUGGGACUCUGGGACAGAGCGCUUCCCCUCCCUCAGUGAGGCGCUGAUGAAUCGGAACUCGGCGCUGUCGGACCCUGGGCCGGACAGUCCCCGAACCUCGCCUGUGAUCAUGGCCCGGCUGGCCCAGCACCACCGGCGGCAGGGCUCGGACGCACCAGUGCCCAGUGCCAGCGACCAGGGCACAGACCAAAGCCCGAAGCCUUUAAUUAUUGGCCCAGAGGAAGAUUAUGACCCGGGUUAUUUCAACAACGAGAGCGACAUCAUCUUCCAGGACCUCGAGAAGCUGAAGGCACGGCCAGCUCACCUGGGCGUUUUCCUGCGCUACAUCUUCUCUCAGGCCGACCCGAGCCCGCUGCUUUUCUACUUGUGCACAGAGGUUUACCAGCAGACAAACCCCAAGGAUUCCCGUGGCUUGGGAAAAGACAUCUGGAAUAUUUUCCUAGAGAAAAAUGCGCCGCUGAGAGUGAAGGUCCCAGAGGUGUUACAGGCUGAAAUUGACUUGCGUCUGCGCGGCAAUGAGGACGUCCGCGCCGUGCUCCGUGAAGCUCAGGAGGCGGCCAUGCCCGAGAUCCAGGAGCAGAUCCAGGACUACAGAACAAAGCGCACCCUGGGGCUUGGCAGUCUGUAUGGAGAAAAUGACCUGCUGGACCUGGACGGGGAUCCUGUCCGAGAGCGCCAAGUGGCCGAGAAGCAGCUGGCCGCCCUGGCAGACAUUCUGUCCAAGUACGAGGAGGACAGGAGCACCCCCAUGGAAUUCGUCCUCAAUACCUACAUGAGCCACGCUGGGCUCCGUCUCCGAGAGGCACGGCCUUCCGGCACAGCUGAAAAGGCCCAGGCAGCCCCUGACAAGGACAAGUGGCUGCCCUUCUUCCCAAAGACCAAGAAGAGCAGCAACUCCAAAAAAGACAAGGACGCCUUGGAGGACAAGAGGCGAAACCCUAUCCUCAAGUACAUCGGGAAGCCCAAGAGCUCUCCGCAGAGCACAUUUCAUAUUCCCUUGUCCCCUGUGGAAGUCAAACCAGGCAACGUGAGGAACAUCAUUCAGCACUUUGAGAACAACCAGCCGUAUGAUGCCCCAGAGCCUGGGACACAGCGGCUGUCCACCGGAAGCUUCCCUGAGGACCUGCUGGAGAGCGACAGCUCCCGCUCAGAGAUCCGCCUGGGCCGCUCUGAGAGCCUGAAGGGCCGGGAAGAGAUGAAGCGGUCCCGGAAGGCGGAGAACGUGCCCCGCUCUCGCAGUGAUGUGGAUAUGGAUGCGGCCGCAGAGGCCGCCCGCCUCCACCAGUCAGCCUCGUCCUCUGCCUCCAGCCUCUCCACCAGGUCUCUGGAGAACCCAACCCCUCCCUUCACCCCCAAAAUGGGCCGCAGGAGCAUUGAGUCCCCCAGCCUGGGCUUCUGCACAGAUGCCCUCCUCCCCCACCUCCUGGAGGAUGACCUGGGCCAGCUGUCGGACCUGGAGCCAGAGCUGGACGCCCAAAACUGGCAGCACACAGUGGGCAAGGACGUGGUGGCCGGGCUAAGCCAGAGGGAGAUUGACCGGCAGGAGGUCAUCAACGAGCUGUUUGUGACGGAAGCGUCCCACCUGCGCACGCUCCGGGUCCUCGACCUGAUCUUCUACCAGCGGAUGAAGAAGGAGAACCUGAUGCCCCGGGACGAGCUCGCCCGGCUCUUCCCCAACUUGCCUGAGCUCAUCGAAAUCCACAAUUCCUGGUGCGAGGCCAUGAGGAAGCUCCGGGAGGAGGGCCCUAUUAUCAAAGACAUCGGUGAUCUCAUGCUGGCUCGGUUCGACGGCCCUGCCCGGGAGGAGCUCCAGCAGGUGGCUGCCCAGUUCUGCUCCUACCAGUCCAUCGCCCUGGGGCUCAUCAAGACCAAGCAGCGCAAGGAGAGCCGCUUCCAGCUCUUCAUGCAGGAGGCUGAGAGCCACCCUCAGUGCCGGCGGCUGCAACUCAGAGACCUAAUCAUCUCGGAGAUACAGCGGCUCACCAAGUAUCCCCUGCUGCUGGAGAGCGUCCUCAAGCACACAGACGGUGGCACCUCUGAGCAUGAGAAGCUAUGCCGGGCGCGGGACCAGUGCCGGGAAAUCCUCAAGUAUGUGAACGAAGCGGUGAAGCAGACAGAGAACCAGCACCGGCUGGAGGCUUACCAGAAGCGCCUGGACACCACGUCCUUGGAGAGGGCCAGCAACCCCCUGGCGGCAGAGUUCAAGAGCCUGGACCUUACAGCGAGAAGGAUGGUCCACGAGGGGCCCCUGACCUGGAGGAUCAGCAAGGAUAAGAGCUUGGACCUCCACGUGCUGCUGCUGGAGGAUCUCCUGGUGCUGCUGCAGAAGCAGGACGAGAAGCUGCUACUCAAGUGUCACAGCAAAACGGCCGCAGGCUCCUCAGACAGCAAGCAGACCUUCAGCCCCGUGCUCAAGCUCAACGCCGUGCUCAUCCGCUCCGUGGCCACAGACAAGCGGGCCUUCUUCAUCAUCUGUACCUCGAAGCUGGGCCCCCCCCAGAUCUACGAGCUGGUGGCACUGACAUCGUCAGACAAGAACACAUGGAUGGAGCUCUUGGAGGAGGCCGUGCGGAACGCCACCCGGCACCCGGGAGCUGCCCCCGCGCUCGCCCAUCCCCCACCCCCGGGUGCCCAGGAGCCAGCGCACCAGAGCCCCACACCCAGCAGGGUCCGGCUGGAUGGCUCAGAAGUGUUCCACAGUGAACCAGAGCCCGGGGAGCUGCCCGGAGGCACUGGGCCCCAGCCGAGGGCCAAGGGGAAGCACCCGGCCCUGCUGGAGGAUCCUGAGCAGGAGGGCAGCCUAGAGGAGGAGCUGGGUGCCCUGCCUCACCCCUCUGCAGCCCUGGAUGGAGGGAACAGGGGCGGCCGGACGAGAGACCCCAUCCUCCUGCCCCUCCCUGUUCCUCUGUUCGUGGACGGGCUCGCCGACUCAGCCCUGGAAGACGUGGAGAGCCUGCGGCACCUGAUCCUGUGGAGCCUGCUGCCAGGUCACCGCCUGGAAGCACAGCCCGCCGGUGAGCUCGAGGACAACCUCACCCCUACACCAUCUCUCGUGAGCGGCACCUGUCACCCCACGGGCCCCGGCUCCCCGUGGUGCGCCCCCCCUGGGGGUGAAGGACCAGAGCAGGAUGACACGGCUCUAUGCCCCCUGGAGCGGCUGCCCCCCCGGGCCAGGAAUUCUGGGGUCUGGGAGUCUCCCGAGCUGGACAGGAACCCGGAGGAAGAGGCCUCAAGCACCAAGGCAGCAGGGAGUUACAAAGUCGUGAGAAAAGCUGAGGUGGUGGGCAGCAAGGCUGUGCCCCCAGAGAGCGGCCAGUCAGGGCCUGAGCCACCUGAAGUGGAAGGCGGAGCAGAGGCAGCUGGGAACUGCUUUUAUGUCAGCAUGCCGGCAGGACCCCCGGACUCCAGCACCGAGCCCUCCCAGCCCGACGGCCUCCCUCCCUGGCAGCCUCGGGGAGGCAGUGGAGGUCUCCGGCACCCCAGCCGCUCCCCGUCCAGCCUGGUCCUCAGGGACGUGGGCAGCAUCUUCCGCACCAUCGAGCAGCUCACCGUCAAACUCAACAGGCUCAAGGACAUGGAGCUGGCCCACAGAGAGCUGCUCGGGUCCCUCGCGGGAGAGUCGUCGGGCGGCACCACGCCUGUGGGCAGUUUCCCCACGGAGGCGGCUAGAUGGACAGACAGCUCCUUGUCACCUCCAGCCAGGGAAGCCCUGGCCUCCAACUCCAGGGAUGGCCACCAGCCAGGGCCGUGCUCGGAGGACGGUUCCGACACCCUCCUGGAAGACAGCACGGCGCACGCAGCCUCACCCCCAGGACCGUGA
This is a messenger RNA of Odobenus rosmarus divergens (Pacific walrus), 4746 nucleotides long. RefSeq names its product Rho guanine nucleotide exchange factor (GEF) 11 (gene ARHGEF11). NCBI's taxonomy places the organism in Eukaryota, Metazoa, Chordata, Mammalia, Carnivora, Odobenidae. Gene Ontology annotation, cellular component: cytoplasm. Gene Ontology annotation, molecular function: guanyl-nucleotide exchange factor activity; G protein-coupled receptor binding. Gene Ontology annotation, biological process: Rho protein signal transduction; G protein-coupled receptor signaling pathway. The transcript is spliced from 41 exons. The record is from RefSeq and is a predicted model, not a curated record. The coding region runs from base 1 to 4746 and encodes 1581 amino acids.